Molecule: messenger RNA, 1695 nt
Organism: Dermatophagoides farinae (American house dust mite)
Lineage: Eukaryota; Metazoa; Arthropoda; Arachnida; Sarcoptiformes; Pyroglyphidae
Source: RefSeq, a predicted model, not a curated record
CAAACAAACAAACACAGAAAAGUUUUUCGUUAUUGUUUUUUUUCUGUUUGUUAUUUUAUUUUUGUGUGACCGCGACGAUCGCGCACUGACAAACACACACACAGAAAAUAAAAACCGAAUCCGAUUGUGGACGACAAUUGUCUUGAAUAAUUGAAAUGAAAAAAAUUCUUCGAAAAAAAGAAUCUGAAAAAAAUAUAAUGCAUUUCUUUUGGAUAAGAAGAAAAAAAUUCUAAAAUUUCAAAGAUCAAAAACGACAACGACAACAACUACAAAUAGAAAAGUUCCGGAGUGAUCCAUGCAUAUACGCACAUCCAUAUAUGUAUUCUGAGAAGAAAUGAAAAAAAAAAUUCCAAAUACCCGCGACGAUGAUGUAUCUCUAUUCAUAACAACCACUAUCACCCCCGUUUUUGAUUCUUUCACAUUUGACAUUUUUGUUUCACCAUCACCAUCAUCAUCAUCCGUAGUCAAAUAGGAAAAAAAGGAAUGCAGCCGAAUCGACAGCAACGAAUUAGAAAAUCACCACAAUCAUUGUGUCAACAGCAACAACCAAAUCGAAACAUGAUUCAAGAUCAACAACAACAACAACAACAACAUCAAUCUUUAUCAUCACAAAUUGAUACGAGAAUAACUCGAUCUAAAGAUAGAAAAAAUGUCGAACAACAGCAGCAAUCAUCUAUAUUGAUGACGAUGGAUAAUAAUUGUAUGAAGAAUAAAUCCAACCAUCGUAUAAUGACAAAUAACAACAUUUGUGCGACUGGUGGUGUUUAUUAUAAUAAUAAAAAAUCCACAACGACAACAAACUCAGGUAGACGACAACAUCAAUUGGAUUAUAGUAAAAUUCGUCGCCGAUCAGGUAAAUCAAAUAAUAAUAACCAGAAUCGAAAAGUCACUUCAACAAUGACAACUAUUCGAACGAAUCGCCAUCAACUACAUCGAAAAAAUCAUCAUCAUCAUCACCGGGAUCGUAGAAAUGAUUCACCAGAAUCGAAAGAUUUGUCAUCACCAUCAUCACCAUCAUCAUCGUCAUCGGUAGUCAUAACUUCUUCAUCAUCAUCAACAUUGAUAAAUGAAUCGCGCACAAAUUUAAACAAAAAUUCUGGAUUCAUUACUUGUUUAGUGUGUAAUCAAACCAAAUAUUAUUCCCAUGUACAAAGACGUUAUGGAAUUUUUAGCUGUGAGCCAUGUUUUAAAUUUUUCUCUCGUUUCGUCAAAGAACCUAAACAUUUUCAAUGUAAUGAUAAAGGAGAAUGUUUAAUCGUAUUGGCCAAUGAUGAUAAUAAUAAUGGCAAAAAUGAUGAUAAUUCUGCUCAACGUUUUUCCAAUGGUACCGGUGGCCGAUGUAAAGCGUGUUGGCUAAAAUUAUGCAUUGAAAAAUUUAAAAUUGAUUUCGAUACUCGACGUUCAUUGAUGGAAAAAUAUUGCCAAAAAUCUACAAUUGAAUCGUCGGAAAUUAUUGUCGAUAAUAAACCAGUCACAACAUCGAAAACAUCGAUGCUCAAAAAGCAUAAAAUUAAUGUCAAAAAUCACAACGAAUGUCAAAAGCCUGUGCUCAACAAAGUGCAAUCAACAAAAAAAUCUGAAACUUUAAAUAAUGUUGAUUCAUCAAUGAAGAAACUGAAAUCAAAGUCAAAUGAAAAUGAUUUGCAAAUCGAACCACAAAUAAUACGACCAUCAAAACAAAUGUCGGAUCUAUGA